Centruroides sculpturatus (bark scorpion) is the source of this 685-nucleotide messenger RNA. RefSeq names its product scavenger receptor class B member 1-like. NCBI's taxonomy places the organism in Eukaryota, Metazoa, Arthropoda, Arachnida, Scorpiones, Buthidae. The transcript has 6 exons. Gene Ontology annotation, molecular function: scavenger receptor activity. The record is from RefSeq and is a predicted model, not a curated record. Gene Ontology annotation, cellular component: membrane; cytoplasm. The annotation marks the transcript as partial.
AUCUAUGAGAUUGGAUUAUAUGGGAAAUGAUGAUAUAUACGGCAUUCCAACCAAAAAAUUCUAUAUGGAUUCUAUGUUUAUCAGCCCUCACUACAUCAGAGCAAACAAGUGCUUCUGCCCGGAUAACGAAUAUUGCCGAUAUAACGGAACUCUCCCCUUAGGGAAAUGCAUGUUUGGAUUACCUAUAACUUAUUCUAAACCCCACUUUUAUGGCGCUGAUCCAAUUUUUCACGAAAUGAUUAAAGGAUUAAAACCAGAUGCUGAUAAACAUCAGUCUUAUUUUCAUAUUAAUACGAUGUUAGCCGUGCCCCUCCAAGUCAGAGUCUGUAUUCAGAUCAAUUUGAAUGUCAAAACUUCUCGUAAUCUACGGUUGGUAGCGAAUUUGAGAGACAUGAUGCUACCUGUUGCCUGGAUUAAUCUGACUGCUGGAAUAAUGGGAUCUGGACACGAAUGGAAAGUCUUUGUAGGAUUGGUUGGACCUGUUUAUCUAGCAAGAGUCGUAGGUAUUGUCGUUACUUGUGUAGGAAUCAUAAGACUUGGUAAAGCACUCUUCUUGCCUUUGAGAAAAACUAUGUCAUUGGUUUACUUAUUCAACAGUAAGAAAGCUGCUUUACUAGACGACACGCCCAUUGAUACACAAAAGAAACAGUUCAUGAUUCAAAUAAGCCAGAACAAGUGCACUUGA